GUACAAUGGGAGUAUAUAAACAGUUUCUUAAAUAAUAUACCAACUUUUAAUACAACCAACCAACUUUUAUCUUUCAUUUCAGUUUAUGGUCCAAACCUCAUCAUGAAAAACAUCUCAUAGAAAUUCUGAACUUCAGCAGAAUUUGUGAUUGUUGUGUAACUGAUAGAACUUAGAAGUCAGAGAAAAUAUGAGAAGAAGAUGGUCCUUUUACAAGGAUGUUUUGCCACCUGUGGUGAUCAUAGGACAGGAAACUAUUGAAAUGGCUUUACUCACUUUGUUCAAAGCAGCCACACUUCAAGGGAUGAACAAUCAUGUCUUUGUUGCCUAUGCUUAUGCUAUUGGUACUGCUAUUCUCCUUCCUAUCACUUUUUUUAGAAGAAGAUUGCUUCCACCACUAAGUUUCUCCACAAUAUUGAAAAGUGUGCUUCUUGGAGCAAUAGGAUGUUCAGCUCAGAUUUUGGGGUAUAUUGGUAUUAACUACAGUUCUCCAACACUUGCUUCAGCAAUUGGUAAUCUGGUACCUGCUUUCACUUUCAUUCUAGCUGUCAUUUUCAGGAUGGAAAAGUUAGCUGCAAAGAGUAGAAGUAGCAAUGCAAAGGUAGUAGGAAGCAUAAUAUCAAUAGCAGGUGCUUUUGUGAUGACUUUCUACAAAGGACCGUCGAUCAUGAAUUCUUCAUCACUUCAUCAACCAGCUGGCUUUCUCAUGGCAGUGGAUUCAAGUUGGGCGAUUGGUGGCAUUCUGCUAACAAUUGACUUCUUUCUGCUAUCGCUACGCUACAUUUUUCAGGUGCAUAUCUUGAAAGAGUUCCCUGACGAAGUAACUUUAGUCUUGUUAUACACCAUUACUGCCACCAUCAUAUCAACAGUUGUAGCAUUGUUAUCAGUUCCAAAUGCAAGUGCUUGGAAAAUAGGACUAAAUCUCUCACUCAUCUCCAUUGUUUCUUCUGGCAUAUUUGGGAAAUUUAUCAGCAGUACAGCUAUUGCAUGGUCAUUGAACAUGAAGGGGGCUGUCUAUGUAACCUCAUUCAAGCCUCUACAAAUUGUUAUUUCUGUUGGCUUAGGAGUUAUAUUCCUUGGUGAUAUUCUUCAUAUUGGAAGUAUAAUUGGAGCCACAAUAAUCACAAUUGGUCUUUAUGCUGUAUUAUGGGGCAAAGCAACAGAAAAGAUAGAGGAAGAUGUUGGUAGCCUAGAGUCACCAUCUAUAGAGAAUGCACCUCUUUUACAAAGUUAUAGAACUGAAACAUUUGAAAAGAAAACAAAUGGAAAUAUUUAAAAGAGUGAAUACGCUUGUUAGUCCUUUAAUUUAUGCAUAUUGAUCAACUUGGUCCUUGGAUUUUUUGAAAUAGCUAAAUAGUCCCUCAAUUUCAUUGACGUCUAUCAAAUAAGUCCCUUCGUCAAGUUUAGAUGUUAGACAAGCUGACAUGUAUUGAAAAUGCCCUUCAAUCAACCUGUUUAUUUAGAUCAA
Messenger RNA from Medicago truncatula (barrel medic), 1465 nucleotides. RefSeq names its product WAT1-related protein At3g28050. The transcript has 7 exons. Lineage: Eukaryota; Viridiplantae; Streptophyta; Magnoliopsida; Fabales; Fabaceae. Bases 188 to 1273 code for a protein of 361 amino acids. Gene Ontology annotation, cellular component: membrane. Gene Ontology annotation, molecular function: transmembrane transporter activity. The record is from RefSeq and is a predicted model, not a curated record.